Messenger RNA from Thlaspi arvense, 2850 nucleotides. Lineage: Eukaryota; Viridiplantae; Streptophyta; Magnoliopsida; Brassicales; Brassicaceae. The record is from the annotation of a GenBank genome assembly.
AUGGAGCGAAAGGUAGAUGAGAAGACAAUCAUGGGCUCAACCAAGUCAUUUCCGUAUUUUGGAGCGACCGACAUAAUCGUGGAGCUCGAUCCCAUUUAUGAAGAUUCACUCUUGGAACAUUAUGGAGAAGCUCUUACAAAGAGUCUUUUGUAUUUUGAAGCUCAACGCUCAGGAGCAUUGCCAUCGAACCAAAGGGUUAACUGGAGAGGAGAUUCUGCACUUAGAGACGGUUCUGAUGCUCACAUUGAUCUCACCGGAGGCUAUUACGAUGCCGGAGACAAUAUGAAGUUUGGAUUUCCUCUCGCUUUCACGACGACGAUGCUAGCUUGGAGCAAUGUAGAAAUGGCAUCGCAGCUUAAGGCCCACGGGGAGGCCGAAAACGCCCUCGCGGCUCUCAAAUGGGCGACCGACUAUCUCAUUAAAGCCCAUCCAGAGCCCAAUGUCCUGUACGGACAAGUGGGUGAUGGUAACUCGGACCAUGCGUGCUGGAUGAGACCUGAGGAUAUGACCACUCCUCGUCCUUCAUACCGCAUCGAUGCUCAGCAUCCAGGUGCUGACUUGGCCGGAGAGACAGCUGCAGCUAUGGCUGCAGCUUCUCUAGCAUUUGCGCCGUCUGAUGCAGCCUAUGCUCAAACACUCAUUGAUCACGCGAAAGAUCUAUUUGAAUUCGGCAAGGAUCACCCUGGAGUCUAUCAUAACUCCAUUCCUAAUGCGGCUGGCUUUUAUCCGAGUAGUGGUCACGAAGAUGAGUUGCUGUGGGCGGCGGCUUGGCUUCACCGGGCCACUGGAGACCAGACUUAUCUCGAUUAUCUAACACAAGCUUCUAAUACUGGAGGAUCCAGGACUGUUUUCGCCUGGGACGAUAAGUUUUUAGGUGCACAAGUCUUGGCAGCCAAGCUUGUGUUUGAAGGGAAAGUGAAGAACGAAGGGAAGAUGGCAGAGCACAAAAGCAUGGCGGAGCAGUUCAUCUGCAAUUGUGCUCAAAAGGGUUAUAAUAACGUUAAGAAGACUCCGGGAGGUUUGCUUUGGUUCUUGCCAUGGGACAACCUUCAAUACACAGCUAGUGCUUCUUUCGUCUUGUCCACUUAUAGUAAAUACCUUAAAGCUGCACAAGCCUCCGUCCAGUGCCCUAAUGGUGUCCUUCAAGCUUCUGAUCUUCUCGACCUCGCUCGGGCUCAGGUCGACUACAUACUUGGGUCAAACCCCAAAAACAUGAGCUACAUGGUUGGAUUCGGGACUAAUUAUCCUAAUCGACCGCACCAUAGAGGAGCCUCUAUAGUGUCAAUCAAGAAAGAUCCUAAACCGAUUAUAUGCAAUGAAGGGUUUGCUUGGUACAGCAAUCCUGAACCGAACCCUAAUGUUUUGGUUGGAGCAAUUGUAGGUGGACCCGACGACAACGAUGCGUACCAAGAUGAACGGUCUGAUUUUCAGCACGCCGAGCCCGACACGGCCACGGUUGCUCCUUUGGUCGAUUAUGGAGAUGCUCUGACAAAGACUCUUUUGUAUUUCGAAGCCCAACGCUCUGGAAAACUCCCAUCGAACCAAAGGGUUAGCUGGAGAGGAGAUUCUGCACUUAGAGACGGUUCUGAUGUUCACCUUGAUCUCACUGGAGGGUACUAUGAUUCGGGAGACAACAUGAAGUUUGGAUUUCCAUUAGCUUUCACGGCGACAAUGCUAGCUUGGAGCAGCGUAGAGAUGUCAUCGCAACUUAAGGCCCAUCAUGAGUACGAUCACGCCCUUGCGGCUCUAAAAUGGGUCACUGACUAUCUCAUCAAAGCCCAUCCAGAGCCCAAUGUUCUUUACGGACAAGUGGGUGACGGAAACUCGGACCACGCGUGCUGGAUGAGACCCGAGGACAUGACCACCCCGCGUCCUUCGUACCGCAUCGAUGCUCAGCAUCCAGGUGCUGACCUGGCGGGCGAGACAGCUGCCGCCAUGGCUGCAGCUUCUUUAGCCUUUGCGCCAACUGAUGCAGCCUACGCAAAAACACUCAUAGGUCACGCAAAAGAUCUAUUUGAGUUCGCCAAGGCUCACCCUGGCGUGUACCAAAGCUCCAUUUCGAACGCGGGUGGCUUCUACGCGAGCAGCGGAUACGAAGAUGAGUUGUUGUGGGCUGCGGCUUGGCUCCACCGUGCCACCAACGACCAGACUUAUCUCGAUUAUGUAACAAAAGCAUCUAAUACCGGAGGUUCCAGGACUGUUUUCGCGUGGGACGAUAAGUUUGUGGGUGUACAAGUCUUGAUGGCUAAGCUUGCGCUUGAAGGGAAAGUGAAGAACGAUGGGAAGAUCGCAGAGUACAAGAGUAUGGCGGAGAGCUUCAUCUGCAAUUGCGCUCAAAAGGGUUCCAAUAAUGUUAAGAAAACUCCUGGAGGUUUGCUCUGGUUCUUGCCAUGGAACAACCUCCAAUACACCGUAUCCGCUUCCUUCGUCCUCUCUGCAUAUUCUAAGUAUCUUAACGACACAAAUGCCUCCAUCAAGUGUCCCAAUGGCGCUCUUGAAGCUUCUGAUCUUGUCAACCUCGCUCGUGCUCAGGUAGACUAUAUACUUGGGUCGAACCCGAAGAGAAUGAGCUACAUGGUUGGAUUCGGGACCAAUUAUCCCACAAGACCACACCAUAGAGGAGCCUCCAUAGUGUCAAUCAAGAAGAGCAACGCCCUCGUGGAGUGCUCUCAAGGGUUCAGCGAGUGGUUUCACAAUCCUGCACCAAAUCCAAACGUAAUAGUCGGAGGAGUCGUGGGAGGACCUGACGAGAAUGAUGCUUAUGGAGAUGACAGGACUGAUUACCAGAAAGCUGAGCCUGCGCCCGUCACUGUUGCUCCGCUUGUUGGUCUCUUGGCCGCCAUUGCUUAA